Plectropomus leopardus (leopard coralgrouper) is the source of this 609-nucleotide messenger RNA. NCBI's taxonomy places the organism in Eukaryota, Metazoa, Chordata, Actinopteri, Perciformes, Serranidae. The record is from RefSeq and is a predicted model, not a curated record.
UCCUGUUUAUUUACUGGGUGCUGGCGUUCAUCACAAAGACUAUAAAGUUGUGGAAGUUUAUCGCGCACGACAUUGGCCCUCAGCACCUGCGGUUCUGCAUCACGGCCCUGUUAGUGCUGCUGUACGGGCUGCUGAUGGCCGUGGAGAUCAACGUCAUACGAGUCCGAAAAUACGUGUUCUUUGCCAACCCACAAAAAGUGAAACCACCAGAGGAUCUGCAGGAUUUGGGGGUUCGCUUUCUGCAGCCGUUUGUCAACCUGCUCUCCAAGGCGACAUAUUGGUGGAUGAAUCCUCUCAUCAUCGGAGCCCAUAAGCGGCCGAUAGAGCUGAAGAAGAUCGGCAAGCUGCCCAUCGCCAUGAGAGCGCUCACCAACUACCUGCGGCUCAAAGACGCCUACGAGGAUCAAAGGACGGCUGAAGAUCCGAACCGCUCCCCGUCAAUCUGGCGCUCCAUGUAUCGAGCGUUCGGUCGUCCCAUCCUGCUCAGCAGCACCUUCCGCUACCUUGCCGACCUGCUGGGCUUCGUCGGGCCGCUCUGCAUCUCCGGCAUCGUGAAGCACCUAAAGACCAACAAAAAUAACUCAACGCUAGAGGUGAAGAAAAGCCUGU